Molecule: messenger RNA, 1386 nt
Organism: Olea europaea var. sylvestris
Lineage: Eukaryota; Viridiplantae; Streptophyta; Magnoliopsida; Lamiales; Oleaceae
Product: heterodimeric geranylgeranyl pyrophosphate synthase small subunit, chloroplastic-like
Exons: 1
Coding region: 107-1003 (298 amino acids)
Molecular function (GO): prenyltransferase activity
Source: RefSeq, a predicted model, not a curated record
UAAUUGUGACAGAAACCUGUUUGCCCACUUCAAAUUCUUGCCUCCACAUUUUUCUUAUUGCAAAUUUUAUGUGAAUUUCAUCUCACUAUUGUCUCCAGAAGCAGAAAUGGCAACUGGGCUCUCUCAAUUCAAGGCUAAAACGAGUCUUUUAACCCACACCAGAAGCCGGCGGACGGUGGUUCACUGCGCGGCGGUGGUUUCUGUGGAGCAAAACCACUCUUUCUGGGCUACAAUUGAAGCCGAUAUUGAAGCUUAUUUGAAGAAGGCUAUCCCAAUUAGGUCGCCGGUGACUGUCUUUGAGCCUAUGCACUACCUCACUUUCGCCGCUCCAAGGACGACGGCGCCGGCACUGUGCAUUGCGGCGUGCGAGCUUAUGGGCAAUGACCGCGGCCAUGCUAUGGCGGCGGCGUCAGCUAUUCAUCUGAUGCACGGGGCGUAUCAUGCUCACGAGCACCUGCCAAUCACGGGCAGGCCCAUUUACAAACCCGAAAUCCAACACGAAUUUGAGCCCAGUAUUGAGCUUCUUACAGGAGAUGGUAUGGUUCCAUUUGGGCUGGAGCUUUUGUCCAGGUCCAUGGACCUGGCCCAAAACCACAACCCGGAUAAGAUCCUACGGGUUAUUAUCGAAAUAACCCGGCUCGCCGGCUCAGAGGGGAUGGUGGACGGCUUGUACCGUGAAUUGGAACUUAAUGACUCAAAUAUCGAUAUGGGGAUUAUUGAAUAUGUUUGCAAGAAAAAAGAAGGUGAACUGCAUGCAUGUGGAGCCGCUUGUGGAGCCAUAUUGGGGGGUGGAGCCGAGGACGAAAUUGAGAAAUUAAGGAAAUAUGGGCUCUAUGUUGGAACAAUAAAGGGAAUGCAAAAUGGAGUAGGAAAAGAUAAUAAGGGAGUGGAAGAAAAGAUUGAGAAAUUGAAAAUAUUAGCUCUUAAGGAGUUGGAAAGUUUGAAGGGGAAAAAAAUGGUGUCGAUUUCUAGCAUCAUUGAGCCUAGUCUUGUCGUCAUCUAAAGCCUAUAAAAGGUGUAAAAAGAGGGUAGACGAUCAUGGAACUUUGAUAGUGCAUGAAGAAAAUGAGGAGCUAAGAACUAGGACGACAUAAUUCAUGGUGCUUGAAAAUAUAGGAUGGAAUGAGAAAAAUAGAAUGUACCCUUUAAGGGUUUGAAAUGACUUUUCCACUCAACUAUGUGACUUGAGGUUCCUAAGUUAGGUUACAAUAAUGUGAUGUUAAUUACAUAAUUGUAAUUUGGUACAUGGAGAAACAUGGAGAGAAAGCAAACGUUAUAUGUGUUAUGUUACUAUUGCAUUUUCCAUUUGAAAUUUGGAGUCUUUGCAAAAGCUAUUUUAUUUUGAGGAAAUUACUCAAGAAAGUAUCCUAACCUUUAAAGUUUCAA